AUGGCAAGCCCAAGUGUUGCGCAAGUAGAAGGGCUCAUAGAGGAACUAUACAACUCAUCUGAUACAGUAGUCGCAAAGCAGAUUCAAGAGCAAUUACAAUCACUUCAGAAACAACCUUAUGCUUGGGAGAUUGCAUCACAACUAUUAGCAUCACAGUCUAAUCAAUGCCAAUUCUUUGGAGCACAUACCUUUCAAGUAAAGAUCACUCGUGAUUGGAAAACAUUACCCGAAGAUAGAGUAGAAUGGCUGAAAAAUGAGUUGCUCGGAUGGAUUGUGCGUCUCUGUGGAGGGCCAGCCUUUGUCACUACCAAACUAUGUCUAGCAUUGAUCGCUUUUGCAUUUCACACUGUUCCCAAUCAAUGGCCGCAUUUUAUACCAACAACAGUCGAAGCACUGCAACGAGCAUCCCAGUCGUAUGGAGUACCAGCCGAUAUGAUCAAUGCGACUGUAUUGGAAUUCUUUACGCUUGUGCCUGAAGAGGUGUCCAACUCAAACAUCAUGGGAGGCCGCAAAUUACAGCUAAUUGGAGAAUUGAAAGAAAGCAUCUCGCUUGUAUUAUCCACCAUUUCAUCCUUUCUUUUCAACCCUGUAUCUACAGAAAUUCAACUAAAAUCAUUGAGAUGUCUACAAAGCUGGAUUCAGUACGGUUUCAGUUUAGAAGAAGGCUAUCCCAUUUUACAAAAAGUCAUGACAUUACUAGGAGACGUGAAUCUGUUUGAAUCAGCAGUGGAUGUGUUACUAGAAUCAAUGCAACAAGCAGCUUGGGCAAAAUACCAAAAUUAUAGAAACGAGCUGCUCACCUGCUUUACCAGUGACGCCAUGAAGGAAAAGUUCGAGUUGUGUAUAACAGAGGAAGACGAGGAAACUGCCAGGUUGAUUGCCAAGUUACUGACAACAUUUGGAGAGACAUACACGGACUAUAUUGUGGAACAGCUCGCCAGAUCUGACAUGUACUGGCUUAUGACCAUGAUUCUGCGAUUGACUGGCUUCGAGGGCUUCUUCCCUAUAGAUCAAGAAGUAACCGAGAUUCCUCUCAAUUUUUGGUACAUCAUGCAGGAAACGCUAUUUGAUGAAUGUAUUUUGCCUGUGAAACUAGCAGCACCUUCAGAGACAAAGGAACUGUGGAAAUACAACUGUGGACAAGCAGCACUGGCCAUCUAUCGAGAAUUAGUGGAGAUCUUGAUUCGAACUGCACGCUAUCCCGAAGAGCGAGUAUGGGAAUCAUGGAAUAAAGACAUUAAGGAUAAAUUCAAGACCUGGAGAAGAGAUCUAGGUGACACCAUGAUCAAUCCCUUUUAUGUUUUACGAGAUGAAAUGCUUGCCAUCCUGCUGGACCAUAUUGUAUAUAUUAUAAAUCAGUGGACAUCGCUGCCCGAUGCGACACAGAGCUUGGAAGCGAUCCUCUUUUGCCUAAAGAGUAUAUCUGAAGAGAUCACACCGGAAGAGAAUAUCCAUAUUGCACGCUUUUUUGGCCCUGAAGUCCUGGGUCGAUUACCAGUGGACUGCGGUAUCCGCUUAAAAAGCACUGUGUUGAUAUUAAUGGGUUCUUUGGCUGAAUGGCUCAAAGCACAUCCGCAAUAUUUGGGAUCUGUGAUGAACUACACUGUGCCCUGUCUCAGUGAUCCACAUUUAGCACCGGCUGCUAGUUCCGCUUUUGCAGAUAUUUGUGAUACAUGUCGAGAAUCGCUCGUGGACGAGUUGGAUGGAUUGAUGCACGUCUACGUAGCCAUGAAUAGCUCCAAUAUCAAAUCCAAUAUCAUGCAAAGAGUAGUAGAAUCAGUUGCGGAUGUCAUUCAAGUGCUUCCUCCUGAUAGAGCCAUGAGUCCGUUGAUGUCUUUGACAGGUGACAUCUUGCAAGGCAUCUCAAAGGCAUUAGUGAAUGUUGAAACAGACCCUCAAGGCUCGCGUGAUGCUGUGCUGAUCCAGCUGCAGUACUUGUCAGCGUGUUGUCGUGGCAUUCAAUCGCCCAACGACGACUAUCAAUCACUCAGUGAACGCAACUCUGUAUACGAUGCAUUUGCUAGCGGGCAAUUGUUGACCAUGUAUGCUCAUAUGGAUGGUUUCAGUCAAGUCACCUAUGCUAUCCGAGAAUCUUCAUCACACAUUGCCCGAGUAUGGGGCGCAGACGAGCAAAUAGCCAAGGCACUAUCGACAUUUUUGGAGCAAGGCAUGCGAUCCACGAGCCCGUUGCUCAGCUUGAACUUUAUGGAUCUGGCAGCACUUGUGGAGUCGAGCUACACUGCAGCCCCGUUUUCGUGUUGGCUGGACACUGCAUCAUUUAUGAUCACAGUGUACGGUGGCCAUCAAAUGCACUUUGAGCGAUUGCGAGAUUUGCUCGGCGUCAUUACCACCAAGACAUUGGCAUUCAUCAACGGAACUGAAGCGAUGGAGCAUUACCCAGACGUGGUGGAUAGCUAUUUCGGAUUACUCUCAAGAGCUAUUACCCGAUGUCCACUCGCCUUCUAUCACCUUCCACCCGCCAUGAUCAAUACGAUAUUCAUGUUUGUCAUUGCAGGCAUGGGACUGCAAGAAAAGUUGGCAUUGAAGGCUGCUGUAAAUUUCAUGGCUGAUUUUAUCAGUCAGGAUUUUCAAGAAGGUUCAGAAAUAGCCAAAAUAAUGGAUACAAUCAUCAUGAAUAUGGGAAUUCAGAUUAUGGAGCAAUUAUUAUUGGGAAUUGGCGGCCGUGUGCCUAGAUCCUUUUCGGGUCCGCUCGUGGAUGUCCUGUUCAAGAUCACUGGCAAGUAUAUACAGCCAAGCAGACAGUGGUUACAGACAUUGCUGUCUACCGACGGAUUUCCCUCUGCGCUGGUGAGUGCCAACGAUAAGGAGACAUUUCUUAAAGGAGUCUUGGGAACAAGGUCAUUGAAGCGCUUUAAAGAGAAUACCAACAACUUUUCCAUCAAAUGCAGAGGAUUAGGCAACACAUCAUUUGGGAAAGUGUAA
This is a messenger RNA of Mucor velutinosus, 2943 nucleotides long. Its product is annotated as Glycerol kinase. Gene Ontology annotation, molecular function: small GTPase binding. The record is from RefSeq and is a predicted model, not a curated record. The transcript is spliced from 14 exons. NCBI's taxonomy places the organism in Eukaryota, Fungi, Mucoromycota, Mucoromycetes, Mucorales, Mucoraceae. Bases 1 to 2943 code for a protein of 980 amino acids. Gene Ontology annotation, cellular component: cytoplasm. Gene Ontology annotation, biological process: protein import into nucleus.